Molecule: messenger RNA, 1446 nt
Organism: Cynara cardunculus var. scolymus (artichoke)
Lineage: Eukaryota; Viridiplantae; Streptophyta; Magnoliopsida; Asterales; Asteraceae
Product: transcription factor MYBS3
Exons: 3
Coding region: 207-1250 (347 amino acids)
Biological process (GO): response to auxin; response to gibberellin; response to ethylene
Molecular function (GO): DNA binding
Source: RefSeq, a predicted model, not a curated record
ACACUUCCGUAAUUAACACCAAAUCCAAGCCCCUUCCUCCAUUGAUUCCCUUAUUUAUUCUUCCUCCUUCUUCCUCCUUUCAUCUUCUCCAAUCUCCCUCCUUCUGAACAUGCAAUCUAACUUACACCCCCUGUUCAUCCCAAUCUUUCUCCACUGGUAAUUCCUCCGCCUUUUGUUGGCCGUCAUUUGGCCGAGCCGAGUCUACCAUGACUCGGCGAUGCUCUCAUUGUAGCAACAACGGCCACAACUCACGCACCUGUCCAUCGCGCGCCGGUGGUGUCAAGUUGUUCGGCGUUAGACUCACUGAUGGUUCUAUCAUGAAGAAGAGUGCCAGUAUGGGUAAUUUAUCUGCUCUAUAUCACUCAUCUUCUCCGGCUGCCGUCUCACCUAAUCCUAGCUCCCCCGCCACUUCUGACCCCGUAGAAGGUUACCUUUCCGAUGAUCCUGCUCACGCAUCUUGUUCCGCUAAACGCCGUGCCGAUCGCAAAAAAGGUACUCCGUGGACAGAGGAGGAGCAUCGAUUGUUCCUACUCGGUCUCCAGAAACUGGGCAAAGGAGACUGGCGUGGCAUAGCACGCAAUUACGUCCUGUCCAGGACUCCUACUCAGGUUGCUAGCCAUGCCCAGAAGUACUUCAUAAGGCAAUGCAGUGCUACUCGAAGAAAAAGGCGUUCUAGCCUUUUUGACAUGGCUCCAGAUAUGGCUGCAGAACCGCCAGAAGAUCAUUUCAUGCUCCCUCCAGCGAUAGGUACGGAUCAUACCGAAAAAACCCAGUGUUCAUUGAAACUCUCUUUGAAACCCGAUUCCGAUCAAUCUAUGGACACUGCUUCUCCAAUCGAGAUGAAAGAAGCCAUGAUCAAAGAAGAAACAUCAACGACCGUAAGUGAACUCCCACCAAUAAUACCGACAUUUUAUCCCGCUUACAUCCCCAUUCCGUUCCCCGUAUGGCCAUCAACCAUGACCCCACUCGAAGAACCAACUAAUAAUAACGACAAUAACAAAGGAGCAGAUCCAUCUCACCAUCGAGUCUUGAAGCCGAUCCCGAUCCUUUCAAAAGAACCCAUGAAUCUAGACGAAUUAGUCGGAAUGUCGUCACAGUUGAGCCUAAAGGAAACCGAGCCUUCACCUCUAUCGUUGAAAUUACUGGCGGAACCCUCGAGACAGUCGGCGUUUCAUGCCAGUACUCCGGCCGUCGGAAACGGUGGUUCAGGUGUAAACAAGGGUGGCAGUAAUGGUUUCCGGCCAAUUUGAAAUGUGGUUUGCCAUGCAAGUUACAUGGGGUGUUAGAUUAGUGUGUUUUGGGGUUUUAAAUAUAUUUUAUUCUUUUAUUUUUAUGUAAACGAAAAAAUAAUACGUAUUUAGGAGUUUUUCAUUUUUUAUUUUUAUAAUAAUUUAUGUUUUUUUGUAAUGUAAACAGUGUUGUGAUUGAUGUUUGAUGACCUAAUGA